Molecule: messenger RNA, 556 nt
Organism: Gastrolobium bilobum
Lineage: Eukaryota; Viridiplantae; Streptophyta; Magnoliopsida; Fabales; Fabaceae
Exons: 3
Coding region: 58-303 (81 amino acids)
Source: RefSeq, a predicted model, not a curated record
UGUACAAACAAGAAAGGUUGCGGAGAGACACACUCACACAUACACAGAGAGAGAAGAAUGGGGCUGAGUGCGACGGCGGUCGGAGCGUUACUGGGUUUGGGGAUUCAGGUGUACUCUAAUGCUCUCCGCAAACUUCCCUUCAGUCGCCAUCCAUGGGAGCACGUGGUAGGAAUGGGGUUGGGCGUGGUGUUUGUGAAAUCGCUUUUGAAAUGGGAGGCUCAGCAAGAACAAGACCUUGACAAGUUGCUCCAAAGAGCCAAGGAAUGUAACGAAAGACGUUAUAUAGAUGCAGAGGACGAUUAGUGCAUGCCUUCAAGGACUGCAGCAGUUGGUGAAAGUAAUCGUGAAAUGUGUUGAACUUGUUACCUUUGUUUUAUGAUUUCAUGUUGUUAUGUUUGUAAGGCUGUUAAAGCUUUUUCAUGCCAAUCAACCUGUUUUCUGCACAAGCUUCUACAAGCAAUGAAACUGAUAGAUGAUAAUGUUAUGGGCUUAUGGCUUCAUUAAUAAUAAUGACUUUAUCCGAUAACUUCCUUGGUGGUAACUGUGAUUCCAAAAU